Molecule: messenger RNA, 1542 nt
Organism: Lichtheimia ornata
Lineage: Eukaryota; Fungi; Mucoromycota; Mucoromycetes; Mucorales; Lichtheimiaceae
Exons: 6
Coding region: 1-1542 (513 amino acids)
Source: RefSeq, a predicted model, not a curated record
AUGUCAUUUGCCACGGCUCUCCAGGACGCAGAAAAGGCUGUACAAGGGGUGCUUUCCUUCUUUACCAAUGUGAAUACCAUAUGCGACAUUCUACAAAGCGGUUCCGAUAAGCGACCUGUUCAUAGCAACAAUUACCUUGACUACGCUACCAUACGCGAUUCCAUUCUUUCCAAAGGUGUCGCCAAUGUGGAUCGGCUUCAGUCGGCCGUCAAUCGAGUGAACGUCGCCACUUUUACAACUGCCGUGUGGUUGGACAACGUGCAAUACGAUGAAGCGAUAUCCAUUUUCUUUCCACUCCUUAUUCCCAAGCAACUUCAUACUCGAGAUGAUGUCAUUGAUUUGUUCUUAACUACUGUGACAAGAUGGGCAAUUGCCGAGACACGCUGGCCGACCGGCAUCCAUACGACCGAUGAUGUUAUCAGCAAAGUCAAACAAAGGAUCGAUGAGGAGCUCAAGCGCAAAGGCCCGUUGUUGAGCCAAAGGAUAUGGAAUGCUUUUAAAGCAAGGUUUGAGCAACUCGAUUCGACACCAUUAUGGAAUUUGCAAAAUAUGGUCAACGGCAACAGGAUGAAGGAGACAUGGUUCAAAGCAUUACCUAUGGUAUUGGAAGCCAUUGACAGGAAGGAUGGAUACGGCCACACAUUACGACACUGCCCGACACAAGAUCAUCGUUGUGAGACACAAGCUGGGAUGAAACGUUCACACAAUCAACAAGCAGAUCCAGUUGACAAACGCCAUCGACGUCAGCCCAUUGUUGUAUCAGCAAUAUCGGACGAGGAGGAUGUGGAAAGCCAAGACGAAGAUACAAGGGAUAAUAGCAGCAAUGAAGACGAGUAUUACGAUGCUUUGGAUACAUGGGACGAAGAAAAUGGAUCCAAUAUCGACAAUCUGAACAUGAAGGGAACAUCAUUAUCCAGCCACGGGGUGAAUGGGCUUCCACCACCACCGCCACCAUAUCAUUUACAAGAACGACACGAUACGAGUUACAACACGAUUGUAAGGAUCCCUCCCUUUUUUGGGGAUUCAGCACCGAAUAACAACAACCAUCACGACGGCCAGAUCCCGCAUCUCAAUUCAGAGUAUGGUGGUCAACAUAUGAAUGGUAGGAUUGAGAAUGAUGAUCCGACAAGAAGCGAACUACCAUAUGUAACAGAUACAAUCGAUUUGAGAUAUCCAUCAUCUACUAUGCUACCUUUUGAUAGCAAUCAUCCCACGCCACUAAGCGAUGAUCCCCAACUACUAGCUAGCAUCAGCAACACGUGGCAACAAAAUGAUCAAGCCAACAAUCAAUCAAGCGUCACUGCAGCUCCUGAAACUCCACGCAGUCGUAAAAAUGGAAAGCGAUCGUAUCGCCCUUGGACAAAGGAGGAGAUUACGACCCUUGAAGAAGGUCUCAGGUUGUAUGGCAAGAAUUGGGCAAAGAUCAAGGAGAAUGAUAUAUUCCACAGCAGAACAAAAGAACAAGUGUCUGCUAUAGCGCGCAGUAUUGCAGCAAGACGAAGAAGGCAAAAUGUACCACUGGGAGCCUUUGCAUGCAUGUAA